This is a messenger RNA of Neofelis nebulosa (Clouded leopard), 2053 nucleotides long. RefSeq names its product zinc finger CCHC-type containing 18 (gene ZCCHC18). The record is from RefSeq and is a predicted model, not a curated record. NCBI's taxonomy places the organism in Eukaryota, Metazoa, Chordata, Mammalia, Carnivora, Felidae. Gene Ontology annotation, cellular component: nucleus.
CUUAGCUGCUGCUGCUGGGAAGACCCAGUGGGUGGGCAGGGGCGGCCGCGGCUGCCUUAGGAACCGUGCUGCCUAGGCUUAGCUACCACUUACUGGUCUGCCCUGCGGAGCAGCUCCGUUGGGCAGCACCGGUUCGCUCUGCGGUCGAAGAAGCAUCCCCGUGCAAGCCCGCGGAGACUGGGAAGAGACAUCCACAGCUGUCCAAGCCGAAGCAUCCGUUGCCCACCAGCAGAGCACAGACCAUCAAAGCCAAAUCCGAACUUGAAUUCUUUGCGGCUGAUUGCAGAGCUGGCAGGCCAACGAUUUCCCAGGGAAAAGUAAUGGGAAGUCCCUAUUGAGAUACAAGGAAAGCAGAGCCUGGGAACACUGCUUUGGGGAUUCCUCAUACAGAUUAGGCUUUUCUGAAAAGCCUGAGUAUCUUGUUAUAUUCAGAUAGAAGAUUAUCCACCAUCAUGGCUAGCAUCAUUGCAUGUGUGGGUAACAGCCAGAGGCAAAACACACCCUUGCCACCUUGGGCCCAUUCAAAUUUGAGGUCUCUGGGGAGGAGUCUUGGUCCUUUAAGUGUCAACAUGGCAGAAAGAAACGUGAAAUUGUUCUCAGGGAGAGUGGUGCCAGCCCAAGGGAAAUAAACCUUUGAAAACUGACUGAUCCAAGUCAAUGGGGUCCUGCCCGAUUGGAGUAUGUCUGAGGAGGAAAAGCUCAAGUGCUUGAUGAAAACCUUUAGGGGCCCUGCCAGGGAGGUCAUGUGUUUGCUCCAGGCUGCCAACCCCAAUCUAAGAGUGGCUGAUUUCUUGCAGGCAAUGAAAUUGGUGUUUGGGGAGUCUGAAAGCAGUGUCACUGCCCAUGGUAAAUUUUUUUAACACUCUGUAGGCACAAGGGAGAAAGCCUCCCUUUAUGUGAUUCUUUUAGAAGUGCAGCUUCAGAAUGCUAUUCACGCAGGGAUCAUAGCUCAGAAAGAUGCAAACCAGACUCGCCUGCACCAGCUCCUUUUAGGAGCUGAGCUGAAUAUGGACCUGCAUUUUAAGCUGAAACAUCUUCUUAGGAUGUAUGCAAAUGAUCAAGAGCAUCUUCCUAAUUUUUUGGAGUUAAUCAAGAUGAUAAGGGAGGAAGGGGAUUGGAAUGACACUUUUAUGAAACCGAAGAGACUCAAAAGGUCUGGGCUAAUCUUGGAGAGGGCAGCAAGCCACAUGGCAUUUCAGGUCCCUCAGCCAAUAGCAAUCAGCAAUGAUGACUGCAAUGUGAUAGAGGUAGAUGAUACUCUUGAUGACUCAAAUGAGGAUGUGAUCCUAGUUGAGUCUCAGGACCCUCCACUUACAUCCAUGGCUGUCCCUCCUCUCAGAGUCAGGGCCAGAUGUCUGGAUCAAAUAGUGGUUAUUGAUUCCUCCAGCAGUUCUGUGGCUCAAUUUCCUUCUACCAGUGGGGGUUCUUGGUAUAAGAAUGAUGGUCCUGGGGAUAUGCGUAGAGCCAGGAAGCGAAAAUACACAGUCUUCUGUUCAUAUUGUGGUGAGGAGGGCCACUCAAAGGAAACUUGUGACAGUGAGAGCAACAAGGCUGAGGUGUUUGAGAAUCUGAUCAUCAUUCUGCAGGAGCUGACACAUACAGAAAAGGAGAGGUCAAAAGAAGUCCCUAGCAGACACAAUGACCUCUCUGGGCUUCUAGUAAGGUGCUAGACCCAGCCCUAAGUGAAUCCUUUACUGUAUUCAGAUGGGAAAAUGAGAGUGGGUAGACUUCUAUCUGCAUUGAUUAAUCCAUUAAUUGGCUUUAUUUUGGACUGGAGAGGUCUUGGAUACCACCAAAGUGGAGAGGAUGGCCUGCCCUCUGUCCCUGCUAAGGGUCUGUUCUCUGCCUGUGUCCAUUUCCUUGGUGACUUUAUUCUUCUUAUGAAAGAAGUGUUACUCUGUUAAACCUUCACAAAAUGAAGGAAUAUACAAAAAAUACAAAUUACCUGAAACUCUCCAUCCUUAUAUAAACAUUGUCAGCCCUUUGAUAAAUGUCCUUCUAGAUAUUUCCCUAUAACUGUGUACCCAGGUAUGUAUAGAUAAAAGUGAUCAAA